This is a messenger RNA of Daldinia childiae, 4917 nucleotides long. Its product is annotated as E3 ubiquitin-protein ligase listerin. Gene Ontology annotation, biological process: rescue of stalled cytosolic ribosome; ribosome-associated ubiquitin-dependent protein catabolic process. Gene Ontology annotation, molecular function: ribosomal large subunit binding; ubiquitin protein ligase activity. Gene Ontology annotation, cellular component: RQC complex; cytosol. NCBI's taxonomy places the organism in Eukaryota, Fungi, Ascomycota, Sordariomycetes, Xylariales, Hypoxylaceae. The record is from RefSeq and is a predicted model, not a curated record. Bases 1 to 4917 code for a protein of 1638 amino acids. The transcript is spliced from 4 exons.
AUGAGUCGUAAACCAGCUAAGUCGCGUGCCGCCGCUGGCAACACAUUUACGAGUUUCGGAUCCAAUACCUUCAGUGCUUUCUCAACUUCUUCUAGAGGUGCCGACCUAUCCUACCUGGCCGAACCUCCCAAUCUCUCUUCCAUAUCUGACGCCAAUGUUGUCGUAUCUCUUAAGAACCUGCAAAAGAAGGAUGCUACAACUAAAGCGAAGGCUUUAGAAGAAUUAGUGACCUACGUUCAGGCUCAUCCAUAUGAGAGAGAUGGAGGCAUAGAAGAGCCUAUUCUAGAGGCUUGGGUCCAAUUAUAUCCUCGCGUUUCGAUAGAAAAUGCCCGUCGCGUCCGCGAACUCUCACAUAUAUUGCAAUAUGAGUUAAUGAAAUCCGGUCGCAAGCGCACGGAGAGAUAUGUGCCUAAGAUUGUAGGCUCUUGGCUUGCUGGAACAUUCGACAGAGACAAAGUCGUAUCUCGCGCAGCCGCGGAAGGGCUAUCUUCCUUUCUUACAAGCCCAGAGAAAGUGGUCCAGUUUUGGAAGCGAUGUCAGCCUCAGAUCCUAGAUUAUGCGUCUGGAGCGAUAAGGGAGACCGCGGAAACCCUUAGCGACGAGCGAUCUACGAGCAUCGAUGAUUCCGAGGCUAAAUCAUAUCGAGUCCUAGGAAGUAGUCUUGCGCUAGUCCUAGGUCUCUUACAGAAAUUGAGUCCUGUGGAUCUUGAGAAGUAUCAGGACGAUUAUGAUCAAUUCUUCGAGCAAGAUAAGGUCUGGAAGAGUGUUUCUAUUAACGAUGCCGUCGUGAGGCAGUUGUCCUGCCAGCUCUUGAUCGCAUGUCUUGAAAAAAGACCAGGAAGGAUCGAGGCAGACCUUGGCCGACUUAGUAAGACCUUUGUAGCCGAAGGCUUGACUUGUAGUCAAGUUGGUUCCGCGGCUAAUUAUGUUGACGCAUUGACCGAAUUGACCGCCAGACACCCAACUGUCUGGACGUCUGAAUAUCGGGGAAAGAAGUCACUGGCGUCAAGAUUAAAACUAUUCUUGGAGAAGGGCUCUCAGAGUGCUGGAUCGAAGUUCUGGGUCUCACUCAAUCGCUUGAUAGAAGUUAUACCUACUGAAAUACUUCCAAAGGAUCUAGAUAGCGCCUUGGACUUCUUAAAGUCUAUGAGGUUAGGUUUAACAAGGAGAGAGGAACCUCGCAGUAGUGCUAUUGAUGGCUGGUCAACGUACCUCAACACUGCUAGAAUGUUUAUCAAGGUGGUGAACUCCAUUAAGGACCGAGUCAAGAUAGCGCAAGAAGACAUAUUCCCUCUGAUUACGCACUAUUUCCACCCAACCCCUGAAACAUCAACAUGGGCUUCUGGAAGCCAAGUGCAGAUUCUAAUCAAAGCAUACACAUCAACGGCAACGUCACCUUUUGAGGAAGUUAUAUGGGCCACCGACUCGGAAUGGGGCCAAUGGAAGGAGAACUUCAGAGCCCGCAUCCGCAACUCGUUACCCGAGGCAUCGAAGGAAUAUGAAAAGUCGCAGAAGGCAAUAGCCGAUGAGGGCUAUAAAUGGUUCACCUUUACGGGUUUAAUUUCGGAAGCUCAUGAGAAAACAUUAGGGACUGACCGUCCCAUCCCGGAUAUCCCUGCCAAGUAUUCCCUAGAAUUACUUCAGGAUGUCUUUAAGUUGUUAGAAACAAGGAAAUGGAAACCAUUUGGAGCAGCAGCUACCGUAGAAUCAGCUUUUAAGCGAUCCCCGCGCCUUUUCGGGCAAUCUUCAGCUGCUAUAAGCGAUGUGUUCGACCAUCUCACAAACACGCUACAAACUCAUGGAGUUGAGUUCAUCCAAUCACCAGCUGCAUCAUAUAUUUUCUCAAGCAUCAACCUGUUAGGUCAUAUUCCUGAGCAGAAACAGGAAUAUGAGAAAAUUUGGACGGCAAACAUCACGACCCUUCUGGAAUACACCGAAAACCCCAGCACUUUGUCGGCUCUCACUGCUCUCAUUUCUACCAAGGAAGCUGGCGGUCUUGCCAAGCAGUUCCAGAACUUACAAGCAGAAUUAAUAAAGCAGUGUCUGAUGUGUGCUGUCGGCACCAUAGAUUCUGGCUGGGUCCUUUUCGAUGCGGCAUUGACAUUCGAUGCGUUAACAGACGCUGCUGCGAGUCGACUUACGACAGAGCUUGGAAGUCGCAUCACGAACGCCCUAGGCCAGCCAAAUCCAGGUGUAAUCAAGGGCCUACGUCUUAUAGCGGAGAAGAAGCCAGAUCUUUUAUUACAGGACGAAGUGACUCACAUGAAUUUGAUGACUAACUUGUUAAGUGUUUCCGAACGGUUUGAUGCUACUUCUGAUAUAGCCGUGCUAAAGGGGUUGAUGGAAACCCCGUCAACCGGUAGUUCUCGGCUAUCAGGUCUCGUGCAGCGAAGUAUCUCUACCGCCGACUCGAGCUCGCUUGCCGUUGAUACUAUUGUCCAGCAAGUUAUUCAAAGUUCUGUUACCGAUGCAGAGGGUAAUGGUCAACUAGAAAACCUGAUACCAGACACAAGGGUAUGGAGGGAAGAGUUAGCUCUCUUUCUACAAGAGACACCCAACCAAUCUCUCGCCUUCACAAGUGUUGUUGGCGGUGCUUAUUUCCUCCCAAUAUCCACGCUGGCUACAUCGAGUACAUCUGCAAGAAGAGAUCGAGAUGGCUGUUCGAUUCCUGGGCGCAUGGCGAUAUACAUCGCUAAGCUGCUUUCCGCGGGUUUUCAGCUUGACGCUCUGCCACUUCUAAAGCGUGUGGAGAUCGUGAUAUAUUUGAGUCUGACCAUACAGUUAGUAACAGAUCAACUUACUGUCAAAGGUAAAAAUCAGAUUUGGAGUUCGCUUUCCUCUGAUACUUCUCUAUCAAAUGCUGAAGAGUUGGUUUCAUCUGCGCGAAAGGCCAUCGUCGAUAUGACAGAGGAUGCUGCUGAUUGGAGAGAUGGUUCCAACACGGAUAAGUCGCGGUUGAUGCACGACAUCAUACGAACACUUAUUGACGAGUCAAGGCCCCUAACACCUAUGGGUCUAUAUUGUGCACGGGCUUUGAGUGAGAUUCUCCAAGCGUUAGCAGAGAAGCAUGGCUUCCCUUCUAGCGGGGAGCAAUGGCUAUCUGAUUUGGAUAUACUUAAGAACAACACCUCUACUGUCUUCCCUGCUGUCGCAAUCCUCAGUGGCCUUGGAGAAGCACUUUCUGCUUCAAGGGCAGUUAGCAACUUCUGCAACCGCCUGAUCAGCGAUAUUGCAGGAGCCAGUCCUAACCAGGAAAAAAGUCUUAUCAAUCUCGUGCUUCUCAACGCUUGCGCACAGGUAUAUGAUGUCGGCGAACUUCCAGUCGCGAACAAUCGGCUAGUUUUCGCGGUCAAGCAAAUUACAUCGUGGCUGGACACUCCUGAAGACCUCGACUAUCGUUUCGGAGCAGAAGCUUGUCGUAGCCUCCAGCGCCUCCUUCCGUGUGUUAAGGACAUCUACGGCCCUUAUUGGGAGAAGACUCUGGAUUUUUGCAUAUAUCUCUGGACAAAACCGACGACUGGGUCACUUGAAUGUCGGUUGCCUGAACUUCACGCUUCUCUUCGUCUAUUUACUACGUUGCGAUCACUUGAAGAACCUAAUGACGACCUUAUUGAUGUUUUGCAGAUAUCCGCAGAGAAAAUAUCAGCUGCAUUGAUUAAGCUACUUCAAAUUUCUAGGGACAUAGAUACACAACCCCUAGAGAUUGUAGACUCGAUUCUCUGCCGGCUGGUAGAAAAGCUUCCUCUACACCAUAUAAAGGAUCUCUCAGAGUUAUAUGGUCUAGUAGCAAGUGAUUCGCGGGGCAUCCAAACAGCAGCGUUUACCAUUCUUCACAAAGCACUUCCUGCUGCUCAGGAGGAUCUAUCGCUAGACGUUUUAUUAGAGAAGAAAGCGGCUCAGCUUCCGGAUGAACUCCUAUCUCUUCUUCUCGAUGCCCCAACGCUAGAGAAGUACUCUGAUGAAGCCCUCGGCCGUUUCCCAUCGCCAGUUCGCUCUUAUCUUCUCUCUUGGCAUCUCAUAUUUGACUCUUUCCAAGCCGCGGCUUUUAAAGUACGCAGUGAUUAUGCCGAGAAUCUUAAGGCAGCUAAUUAUGUUGGCCCACUGAUGGAGUUCACUUUCGAUGUUCUAGGUCAUUCAGCGGCUCAUGCAUUGAACCUGGAUAAGGUCAACUUUACGAAGGAACAUAUUAAGAAGUAUGACAUAAAGCUCGCCGAAGCCGAGACCGAAGAGAGGAACAUGCAGUGGCUCCUCGUCCAUUUAUACUACCUCGUGUUAAAAUACGUUCCUAGUCUCUUCAAGACAUGGUACAUGGAAUGCCGGUCAAAGCAGACUAAGAUUGCGGUCGAAGGCUGGAUGACAGAAUUCUUCUCCCCUAUCAUCAUAUCAGAAGCAUUAGACGACGUUGAAAACUGGUCCACCACCCAGGAGACGCCUACAGAAGGCGAAAACGAGUUGAUCGUGAAAGUUAGUCGCGCUGCUAGAGAGGUUACUGCUGGCUACGAGGUGGAUGAGCUACAAGCAUCGAUUUCGAUACGGCUCCCGCAGGAGUUUCCUCUCGAGAACGUUUUGGUGUCGGGAAUAAACCGCGUCGCGGUCAACGAGAGGAAGUGGCAGAGCUGGAUCAUGACAACGCAGGCCGUGAUAACAUUUUCGGGUGGCAGCAUUAUUGAUGGCCUUACGACUUUCCGCCGUAACAUAGUGGGUGCCAUGAAGGGACAGACCGAAUGCGCCAUCUGUUAUAGCAUCAUCAGUACCGACAAGAAGACGCCAGAUAAACGCUGCCAGACGUGUAAAAACCUCUUCCACCGCACUUGUCUGUAUAAGUGGUUCCAGAGCAGUAAUCAAAAUACAUGCCCUCUAUGUCGUAACCCGAUUGAUUAUCUCGGGUCGGAUAGGAGAGCAGCAAGGAAUGCAUAA